Messenger RNA from Suillus bovinus, 738 nucleotides. RefSeq lists its product as uncharacterized. The transcript is spliced from 6 exons. Lineage: Eukaryota; Fungi; Basidiomycota; Agaricomycetes; Boletales; Suillaceae. The record is from RefSeq and is a predicted model, not a curated record. Bases 1 to 738 code for a protein of 245 amino acids.
AUGUCUUUCAGCAACAAUAUGUUCAGAAACUUUGAGAAAAUUAGCCAUCAGGAGCACGAAAUACCCCUCCAAUUGGGACGGCAUAACAGUCAAUUCGUCUCACAGCAUGUUGAUGAUGGUGUUGAGCGUGACGAAUUGUCAGACGGGUCCGAAUACAACCCGAAACCUCGUUAUAAUAACCAUCCAACAAUAAAGAAACCAAAGGUAUACAAUUUCCGUCGAAAUAAACUCAAGCUUGACCGAACAAAACGAGCAAUGGUUCGUGCACUCGCAAAGCGUGGCAAGUGGCACCACAAAGAUAUCGCCACUGUCUUCAGAGUAUCGCUUCCUCUCAUUAAAAGGGUCAUAGCCAACGGCUAUACUACGAUACCUGACGAAGUAUUGGAAGACGCAAACUUUUAUAAGCAGAGUGACCUUGAAGAGUUAAUUUUGGAGCUUGAAAAGUUGAUUUUGCAGGAGCUACCGCCCGCCACGGAUAAACAGAAAAAACGAAAGAUACAAGUAAUUAUCAGUCAUGAUGUCAUCGCACGUUUCUCCUUACUGGUAAAUUCACUAGGACAAAACGUAUGCGAGAUCCACAAAGAAAUCUGUAGUUGCCGCUUCCCCUUCUGCAUUAGCUCCUAUGGAGGUAGAACCGGAUCUAAAUGCAACAUGCAGCCUAUUCAGGAUGUUCCGAGACGAAGCGAUACUUGCUCAUGGGGAAAAGGUCCAUUCUAUUCUCAAGGAAACUGGGAUUGA